AAAAAAAAAAAAAAAAAAGAGCCAACAAAGGCUGAGAGCUUGAGACAACCCAAGCACGUCAAGAACUUUACCUGCCCCCUCUCUCUCUCUCUCUCUCUCUCUCUCUCUCUCUCUCCGUACUUUCUCUCUCCUGUUUUCUUGACAAACCAUUUGUUCUUUCUUUCUGGUCUUCUGCUCUCAUCUUUCAGUCCAACUGUCCAAAUGACCAAUCACUCAACCAGCAACAAAUGAGCAAAAAAUAGAAAGGACUGAAGGAGAAAGAAUUCCCGCUUUUUUUCUUUCUCUGUUUUUCUUUUCAUCUUGAAGAGUAACGUCGUGUCUGUAUAUAUAUAUACAAUAUACAUCUUUUUACAUUUUUGCUUGUACAACAUCUGUAUCUGCGUCGUCUUUGGCGCUUUGUAUUGGCUUUUCUGUGUUUGGCAGUGUGUGUUGUUCGCUUCUUUGAUGAAAGAAGAUACGGGAAAGAAUCAAAGAGGAUGAAGAGGGCAGGGAUAAAAACCAACAUUAUACCCAGACGGAACAUGUGGGGAUCGAUCGAAACGGAUAGAAAUCACAGCCAGCAUUAUCAAGUCUCUAGGAUUUCAGAAUUCAGAAAUGAUGGGCGUUUUGCUUGCUUGAAUGCUUGUUAUCUCUAAAAAUUCCUUUUUUUUUUCUCUUUCUUUUCGGUCCAAAAGGUGCUGACAUUAAGGAGUUUGAUUGAAACCAUUGUUCUUUACUUGCUUCUUUGUAGCUGAGCACGGGAUUUCUUGGGAUUGCCUUUUGAAUCUCAACUUUGAUCUGGAGAGCUUUAUGAAAGAGUUUCUUUGGGAAUGUUGUUUUCUUUCUGUUAGUUUCCCGCUCAAAUGGUGGUUAUGGGAGUGAAUUUCGUCUGGUUGCUUUUCCUACGGAGUAGCGGCGGUUCUGGCACGCGUUCAUGGACAGUGAUAGACUGUUGAUUGGGUUCGUUUCAAGAAAGGAGAAGGCGAAAGUACUAUUUCCAUUUUAUGGUAAUCUGGUUGGGCUUGUGAGAGCUCUUUCAUAAGGUUGGUUUGAAUUAAGCAAUAUUUCCAAUUGCUUUAUUCUGCUGUUAUGGUGGUUGCCUGGAUCUGAUUUCAUGCCAGAGUGUCGGUUCUGGUUGUGAGAAGGCUGUGAGUUCUGCACUGAAAACAGAGCAUGGAAGGGAGUUUAGCUUUCUGGGGAGUUGGUUUACUAGUUCUGUCUUGGAUAGAGGAGUCUUCUGCUACUCUUUCACCUUCUGGAAUAAAUUAUGAAGUUGAAGCCUUGGUGAACAUAAAAACUGGUCUAAGAGACCCGCAUAACGUAUUGGAUAAUUGGGAUAGUACUUCCGUCGAUCCUUGUGGCUGGAGGAUGAUUACCUGCUCCCCUGAUGGCUAUGUGUCUUCUCUAGGAUUGGCUAGUCAGAGUUUGUCCGGGACAUUAUCUCCAGGAAUUGGAAACCUCAGUAACCUGAAAUCGGUGUCGCUGCAGAACAAUGCCUUAUCUGGCCCCAUUCCUGCUGAGAUAGGAAAGCUGGAGAAGCUAGAGCAACUUGACCUCUCAAACAAUAAGUUCAGUGGUGUGAUACCGAGUUCUCUGGGGGACCUUAAGAACCUUAAUUAUCUGCGACUAGGUAACAACAGCCUUACUGGACCCUGCCCUGAGUCUCUGUCCAAUGUUGAAGGUUUCACCCUGGUGGAUCUUUCUUAUAACAAUUUAAAUGGUUCCUUGCCAAAAAUAUCUGCCAGAACUUUCAAGAUUAUUGGGAACCCUUUGCUAUGUGGGCCAAAUACUAAAAUUAACUGUUCUGCCAUGUCUCCAGAGCCACUUUCUUUCUCACCAGAUGUUCCAAGAGAUCAGUCAGAUUCUGGAGGAGCAAAAAGCCACCGUCUUGCUAUUGGAUUUGGGGUAAGUGCUGUGUUAAUUUCUUUCAUCAUUGUUGCUGUUGGGCUGCUUCUCUGGUGGCGACACAGAUACAACAAGCAGAUUUUCUUUGAUGUUAAUGACCAGUGUGAUCCAGAGGUGUGCUUGGGCCACUUGAAGAAGUACUCAUUUAAGGAACUCCGAUCAGCCACUAACCAUUUCAACUCAAAGAACAUUUUAGGAAGUGGUGGCUCUGGAAUUGUUUACAAGGGUUGUUUGCCAGAUGGGAGUCUGGUGGCUGUCAAAAGGUUGAAAGAUUAUAAUGCAGCUGGUGGUGAAGUCCAAUUCCAGACAGAAGUUGAGACAAUAAGCUUGGCUGUCCAUCGGAAUCUCCUCCGACUUCGUGGGUUCUGCAUGACAGAGAAUGAACGGCUCCUGGUUUACCCUUAUAUGCCAAAUGGAAGUGUAGCAUCUCAAUUAAGAGAUCAUAUUCAUGGAAAGGCAGCUCUAGAUUGGUCAAGACGAAAGAGUAUAGCUUUAGGGACUGCUAGAGGUCUACUUUAUUUGCAUGAACAGUGUGACCCCAAAAUUAUUCACCGUGAUGUGAAAGCAGCCAACAUUCUGCUUGAUGAAGAUUUUGAAGCGGUUGUUGGAGAUUUUGGAUUGGCAAAGCUCUUGGAUCACAGGGAUUCUCAUGUCACCACAGCUAUCCGUGGGACUGUUGGCCACAUAGCUCCUGAGUACUUAUCAACAGGUCAAUCAUCAGAAAAGACAGAUGUAUUUGGUUUUGGUAUCUUGCUUCUUGAACUGAUUACAGGUCAGAAGGCUCUGGAUUUUGGACGGGCAGUGAGCCAGAAAGGUGUAAUGCUUGAUUGGGUGAAGAAGCUUCAUCAGGAGGGAAAGCUCAAUCUCAUGGUGGAUAAAUGUCUGAAUAACAACUUUGAUAGAGUUGAGUUAGAGGAGAUGGUUAAGGUUGCUCUUUUGUGUACACAAUUCCAUCCUUCUCAGCGUCCAAAAAUGUCGGAGGUCUUACGGAUGUUGGAAGGUGAUGGUUUAGCUGAGAAGUGGGAGGCCUCACAGAGGGCUGAAACACCAAGAUUGAGAUCAUCUGAAAACCUGCCUCAGAGAUAUUCAGACUAUAUAGAGGAAUCUUCGCUUGUGGUAGAAGCAAUGGAACUCUCUGGCCCGAGGUAAUCUAAUCUUAUGAUAAAAAAAGAUGGAACUCUCUGGGCUUAGAGACACAGCUCUGGUUCUUAUGACCAAAUUGAAGAGUUUUUGAACUGCAAUUAUAUGAUUGAGUUCAUAAUCCUAGCAACUGAAUGUUUGUAUUCAUCUGUACAAAAAGGAAAGUUAUCUCUUCUGUUGUGUAAUUACCCAUCUCAAAUUGGUUGGCCUGGUUGAGCUUUUGCUUGAAUUUUUUUGGGGGGAAAUAGUCAAGGAAUGCCAAGUUUAUCUGCUUGUCAUUGAACAAGUUAAUCUGGUUAGAUCCCAAUGCAGAUCAUUAUCAUUUGAUCUCA
Molecule: messenger RNA, 3356 nt
Organism: Nelumbo nucifera (sacred lotus)
Lineage: Eukaryota; Viridiplantae; Streptophyta; Magnoliopsida; Proteales; Nelumbonaceae
Product: protein CLAVATA3 INSENSITIVE RECEPTOR KINASE 1-like
Biological process (GO): protein phosphorylation
Molecular function (GO): ATP binding; protein kinase activity; protein binding
Source: RefSeq, a predicted model, not a curated record